Branchiostoma floridae (Florida lancelet) is the source of this 1881-nucleotide messenger RNA. RefSeq names its product post-GPI attachment to proteins factor 2-like. The record is from RefSeq and is a predicted model, not a curated record. NCBI's taxonomy places the organism in Eukaryota, Metazoa, Chordata, Leptocardii, Amphioxiformes, Branchiostomatidae. The coding region runs from base 86 to 853 and encodes 255 amino acids. Gene Ontology annotation, cellular component: endoplasmic reticulum membrane; Golgi membrane. The transcript is spliced from 6 exons. Gene Ontology annotation, biological process: GPI anchor biosynthetic process.
AGCGAAGACACCUACAGAUCUUUGAAAUGCUGUUUACACCUGACGCUUCUGGAGACGUUAAGAUAUUUGCUAUAUUUCCUUAAAGAUGGACCGUUUACCGUCGAAAGUCAGUCAUGCCUCAAGUCUUAUGAGGUUGAACUUUCGUCUGGUAGCAAAAGUAACGUGUGCUUUACCUUUGUUUUCCUUCGUAUUCUGUGUUAUUAUCGCGUUGUUGAUUCACUUCAAGAGUUCAACAGCAACGCACUGCAAGGUUGCUAACUACCUGCCGUCCAUCAGUGCUGCUAUAGGAGGCCUGACUCCUGAGCGGUACAUCUGGAGAGCAGGGAUCGCUCUGCACACGGCACCUCGGUACAUGGUCACACUCAUGUACUACAACUUCUACAGGAGCAGGAGUGCUGCACCUGCUGUAUGGUACCAGCUGUUGUACAAGUUAACCUGUCUCUUAAACAUUGUGGAAGUCUCUAGUCUUGUGGUGCUCACAUACGUAUCUUCAACAGAGAACCCUGAUAUCCAUGAGGUUUCUUUCAUCUCAUUUGUGGUGUGCUCAGAGGUGUACAUGUUCUUCACUUGUGUGCUACUGAAUUGGUCGGCAUAUAAACCUAUAUCAGAACAGGAGCAGCAGUCUCUACGUUGGAAGACUGUGAUGUUUGUAGCCAAUGUUUCUUCUUUCCUGACAUCAGUGUACUUCUACUUCAGACAUAACUGGUACUGUGAACCAGGAGUGUACACAAUGUUUGCGCUAUGUGAGUACAUAGUGGUGGUGACCAACAUUGCCUUCCACUACACGGCAGUACUGGACUUCCCAACCUUCUCUGUCACUGUAGGUAGUGCUACAGUAAGCAAGAACAGCUGACUGGACUUCUAACUCAAGCUCAUUAUUAGUUUUACUCAAACCAUAACUGUAGGCAGUGCCACAGUAAGCAAGAACAGCUGACAGGACUGCUAAAUCAAGAUCAUUAUUAGUAUUACUCAAACCAUAACUGUAGGCAGUGCCAUGGAUCGCAAGAACAGCUGACUGGACUGCUAACUCAAACCUAUUAGAACUCAAACAUCACUGUAGUCUGUAUGCAGUUAAGAAACCAUGUUAGAACAGUUGACAAAGCUACUAGCUAAAGUACAGUGGGGGAAACGUGUAAUUUAACAAAGUUUUCGGCGUGCACAAUCGUGCGUACGCCGUGCACACGAUCGCGCGCACGCCGUGUAUACGAUUGGGGUGGGCGGGAUUUUGGACGGCGGUAGGGCGGGGAUUAUUCAGAAUUAUUCAUUACAACUCAAACUGUUACAAGUUAUCUACUACAUGUCAUAUUCUAAGAAAAGGAGAACUAGGCUAAAAGUAAAUUGUUUAAAUACUAUAUAUAUAUAGUAUACACAUUAGUACUUUUAGUUGUAUACAAUGUACCUAAUACCAAAUUCAUCCUGUCUGUUUAUUACUCCAAUGCAAGUGUUUGUUGGUAUUACAUUUGUAUAAAUUUUAAAUCAUGUUAGUAUAAAAGUAUGUAUUCCAGUAAUAUGCAAUGCUACAGAGAUUAUGUCUCAUGAGGAAGGAAGCAAACAGACAAGUGGAAUGUUGGCAGGUAGAACUUUGUUUUGUACAGGAAAUCUUGACAUCUACCAACAUGAUGAAAUUUUUUGAGGAUCUCUUAAUGAAUGCCACUUACCCAGGACAGCUAAGACCGAUAUUUGUGUGAUAUUUGUGUGUUGUUUCUAUGUGCUUUUCAUAAGUGUGAAAGUGAAGAUGUCUGAGUGAUUGUAUCUCUAUAUUGAUAUUUAUUUUGAUGGUUCGUUGAUGUUGUUUGUAGAAAGUCUUUGCCUUGGCACUUUCCUUUGAAAAUUCAAGUAUUGGUAAACAAUGACCAAACAGUAAAGCCGGCAUUGGCUGCA